Messenger RNA from Verticillium alfalfae VaMs.102, 2346 nucleotides. RefSeq lists its product as hypothetical. The transcript has 3 exons. The record is from RefSeq and is a predicted model, not a curated record. Lineage: Eukaryota; Fungi; Ascomycota; Sordariomycetes; Glomerellales; Plectosphaerellaceae. The coding region runs from base 1 to 2346 and encodes 781 amino acids.
AUGUCUUCAACGCUGGUUACCGAAACAACAUCCUCCACCAUAUCAACAUCAACAAGGCCGCCACCACCCCUCCGUUCCCAACGCUCCACGCACUUUUCCCAGCAGCUGCCGCGCACCCUGCGAAAGUCGUCCAGCUUCACCAACGGCGGUCUCUACGGCUCUUCCCACCACGCUGCAUCGACGCCCAACCUCAACUCGCUCUACACCUCGCACUCGUCACGCCUCGGGCCCCCCUUACCCACGAGCUCCUCUCUCUUGGCGCGCAAGGGCUCCCUGGCCGCCCUGACGCCAUCGUCCCUCGCCUCCAUCCCCGAUGCCAGCGAGAGCUACGGCCUCAACACCGUGCUGAGUGAUCCGCCCGACGGAAAGAGAAUGACGCCCACGACGCCUGGCCGGACGCCACGCGCCCGCCAGCGCCCCUCGUUGGCGGGCGAUGACUUUUGUCGUCGGGCGAUCUUUGUUGACGUCCCUGGCACAUGUACGGCACCGUUCGCUUCAUCCGGGCCUGUGCAGGGAAAGAAGGGCACCUUUGCCGGUGUCGAGCUGCAGUCCGACUUUGCGUCCCGGGCAAGAACUCUGGCGAUGUUGAUGGCGUUCACGGGCGGCGGUCUCAAGAUGGGCAACCAAAACUCGACGAACCACACACCUCCGACGCCCUCGGUGCCCAAGUUCAGCCAGUCCGUCGGCCCAGGAAGGGCACCCAGUCCCCAGAUGAAGCGCCCUCGACCUUCGCUACCCCGCCCCGAGUCGCCUGUCCGACGACUCAUGACGCCCGGCCCUAGGCCCUCCAUCGGCGGCGUCACCCCUGGCGUCAAGCCUCCCUCGAGAUAUGGCAGCCCGACGCCCAACCGGUUCGCCCAGAGCGUGCGAGGCACAUCAGGUGAUCCCAGGAAGGGGGUGCCGCGACUGGAGAGGAAGCCUAGCGUGGGACCUCGCAGCGCGUCUGCCCUCGGCCAGUCGAUGGAGUUUCCCGAGGACGACAUCACGCCCAUGGCCAUGGGUCGCCCCAAGACCAACGGCAGCGUUGGUUCUGUUUCCUCGUUCAACUCCAAGUUCCGACCCGCGUCACGGACGGGCAACAAUGAUGAUCAAGAGGCUGAGCGACUACGCCACCAGCUCGAGGAGCGCGAUCGCCAGCUCCGCGAGCAGGCCGCGACGUUGGCCGACAUGGAGAGCAGCCUCACGGAGCUCCAGACGCUUAUGGAGAACCCUGACGCCCUGCGGCCGCGACGCAACAGCCUGGACGAUAAGGACUCAACGCAGCUCCGCGCCAUCCUGCGAGAGAAGAACGAAAAGAUCGCCAUGCUCACGGCUGAAUUCGAUGCGCACCGAGCCGAUUUCCGCAGCACCAUCGACACGCUCGAGAUGGCUAGUACCGAGACCGAGAGGGUGUACGAGAAGCGCAUUGAGGAGCUGAUGCAGGAGAUUCGGGAUCACGAGUCACGAACCGAUGAUGUUGACUCGGUUGCCCAGCAGCUGAAACAGCUGGAGGAACUCGUCCAAGAGCUCGAGGAAGGCUUGGAGGAUGCCCGACGCGGAGAAGCUGAGGCGAGGGGCGAGGUCGAGUUCCUGCGGGGAGAAGUCGAGCGGACGCGUAGUGAACUCCGUCGUGAGCGUGAGAAGCCCAGCACAGGCCACAGUGCGCCCGCACAAGACGCAACAGCCAGUUCCAAGGAGCUCGAGCAAAAGGAGGAUGAGAUUCGCGGCCUCAAGGCAAUUAUCCACUCGCUCAGCAGAGACUCGAUCCCCAACGCGGAAGCGCUUGAACACCAGCACCCCCCGCGCGUGAGCUCUUUCAACAACAAGAUGCACUCGUAUCCUGCCACGGCCGGCGAGUCGGUGGACUCUCGAGCGGCGCGCGAGAAGAUGGAAAAGGAGAUGACGGACCUUCGCGCUAUGCUCGAUGACAAGAACAUGCGCGAGGAGGAGCUCGAGCGCGAGGUGGAGCAGCUCCGAGGGCCCUCCAAGCUCAAUCCCGCCCCGACACAGAGGUCGUCGUUCCGCGACUCCCGUGACACUGUCGUCCUGGCGCGCCAUCGCGAGUCGCGGUCUCCUGAGCUGCACAAGCGACCACCCGGCUUCGAAAGCGACGCGUACUCUAUGGCCACCGAGACUAGAACUCUCUGGUGCGAAAUCCUGCGAGACGCCUGCCCCUCUCGCACCUCUCUCCCCCUCCAAGAGCAAGACGCCGACGGCCACGCCAGCACCCAGAUCCUGCCGAACCCGCUCGAUUCGGGCCCGGUAGCGGGCAAAUCGAGCGGCGUCGUGGACGAGGCCAAGUGGUGCGCGCUGUGCGAGCGUGACGGCCAUGACAGCGUCGAUUGCCCGUUUGAGGACGCGUUCUAG